Triticum turgidum subsp. durum (durum wheat) is the source of this 513-nucleotide messenger RNA. Lineage: Eukaryota; Viridiplantae; Streptophyta; Magnoliopsida; Poales; Poaceae. The record is from the annotation of a GenBank genome assembly.
AUGCCGCCGCCGUGCCCGACCCUCUGCCGCCUCCCCGCGACUAACCUCGGCCUCCCUUGGUGCCCCCGGUCCAUACCUCUCCCUCGCCUCGCUCUCGCCGCGCGCCGCGCCAGGGCCGUCGCUGCCAGGGCCUCGUCAUCCUCUUCCUCGCCGGACUCCUCCUUCGGCUCGCGGAUGGAGGACUCUGUCAAGAAGACGCUCGCCGACAACGCCGUCGUCAUCUACUCCAAGUCGUGGUGCUCGUAUUCAAUGGAGGUCAAGGGUCUCUUCAAGCGGAUUGGCGUGGAUCCACAUGUCAUCGAGCUCGACCAGCUCGGUGCUCAGGGACCACAACUGCAAAAGGUGUUAGAGAGGUUCACUGGACAGUCCACCGUCCCUAAUGUUUUCAUUGGUGGAAAGCACAUUGGUGGCUGUACAGAUACAGUGAAACUUUAUCGCAAAGGGGAGCUAGCAACAAUGCUGACGGAACUGGACAUCAAAGUGAAUCAUCAUGACAAGAUUGAGCAUGACUAG